This is a messenger RNA of Pongo pygmaeus (Bornean orangutan), 1557 nucleotides long. It is a transcript of the gene ANXA9, whose product is annotated as annexin A9. The coding region runs from base 211 to 1248 and encodes 345 amino acids. Gene Ontology annotation, cellular component: nucleus; plasma membrane; vesicle membrane. NCBI's taxonomy places the organism in Eukaryota, Metazoa, Chordata, Mammalia, Primates, Hominidae. The record is from RefSeq and is a predicted model, not a curated record. Gene Ontology annotation, molecular function: phosphatidylserine binding; calcium ion binding; calcium-dependent phospholipid binding. The transcript is spliced from 14 exons.
CUCUACCAGGCCACGCUGGAGCCGGUGCUCACACAGGCAAGCUACCAGGCCACAACAACGACACCCACCUCACCUCUGGCACCUCUGAGCAUCCAUGUACUUGCAAGAACUCUUGCUCAUAUCAGCUAAGAGAUUGCACCUGCUGACCUAGAGAUUCUGGCCUGUGGCUCCUAGGGUGAAAGGCAGCCGAGCAGGGCAGCCAGUAGCACCAUGUCUGUGACUGGCGGGAAGAUGGCACCGUCCCUCACCCAGGAGAUCCUCAGCCACCUGGGCCUGGCCAGCAAGACUGCAGCGUGGGGGACCCUGGGCACCCUCAGGACCUUCCUGAACUUCAGCGUGGACAAGGAUGUGCAGAGGCUACUGAGGGCCAUUACUGGCCAAGGCGUGGACCGCAGUGCCAUUGUGGACGUGCUGACCAACCGGAGCAGAGAGCAAAGGCAGCUCAUCUCACGAAACUUCCAGGAGCGCACCCAACAGGACCUGAUGAAGUCUCUACAGGCAGCACUUUCUGGCAACCUGGAGAGGAUCGUGAUGGCUCUGCUGCAGCCCGCAGCCCAGUUUGACGCCCAGGAAUUGAGGACAGCUCUGAAGGCCUCAGAUUCUGCUGUGGAUGUGGCCAUUGAAAUUCUUGCCACUCGAACCCCACCCCAGCUGCAGGAGUGCCUGGCAGUCUACAAACACAAUUUCCAGGUGGAGGCUGUGGAUGACAUCACGUCUGAGACCAGUGGCAUCUUGCAGGACCUGCUCUUGGCCCUGGCCAAGGGGGGCCGUGACAGCUACUCUGGAAUCAUUGACUAUAAUCUGACAGAACAAGAUGUCCAGGCACUGCAGCGGGCAGAAGGACCUAGCAGAGAGGAAACAUGGGUCCCAGUCUUCACCCAGCGAAAUCCUGAACACCUCAUCCGAGUGUUUGAUCAGUACCAGCGGAGCACUGGGCAAGAGCUGGAGGAGGCUGUCCAGAACCGUUUCCAUGGAGAUACCCAGGUGGCUCUGCUCGGCCUAGCUUCGGUGAUCAAGAACACACCACUGUACUUUGCUGACAAACUUCAUCAAGCCCUCCAGGAAACUGAGCCCAAUUACCAAGUCCUGAUUCGCAUCCUUAUCUCUCGAUGUGAGACCGACCUUCUGAGUAUCAGAGCUGAGUUCAAGAAGAAAUUUGGGAAGUCCCUCUACUCUUCUCUCCAGGAUGCUGUGAAAGGGGAUUGCCAGUCAGCCCUCCUGGCCUUGUGCAGGGCUGAAGACAUGUGAGACUUCCCUGCCCCACCCCACAUGACAUCCGAGGAUCUGAGAUUUCCGUGUUUGGCUGAACCUGGGAGACCAGCUGGGCCUCCAAGUAGGAUAACCCCUCACUGAGCACCACAUUCUCUAGCUUCUUGUUGAGGCUGAAACUAUUUCUUUAAAAUCCCUUAAUUUUCCCAUCUCAAAAUUAUAUCUGUACCUGGGUCAUCCAGCUCCUUCUUGGGUGUGGGGAAAUGAGUUUUCUUUGAUAGUUUCUGCCUCACUCAUCCCUCCUGUACCCUGGCCAGAACAUCUCACUGAUACUUGAAUUCGUUUGGC